AUGAGCGGCGGAAUACUUAGCUACUUGAGCAGCUGUGGGCGCUCAGCGCUCAGGCACUUGGAUGACAAGCGUUAUUCUCAAAGAGGCUUCCCCUCAAUGUUCCCUGCUUCGUGGAAAUUGAAAUUACCGGCAAACCUAUACCAGCCUUUACCGCGUACUAUACGCACACUUUCAAAGAUUAAUAGAUUAUUCUCCAAUUUUGAACACCAAGACUCCUGCAUCGGGCUACCGGUUUCCGGUCAACGACUGCCAUGGGAUCCGAUUCCCUUAUUGCGUAUGCCAUAUCUCCUUAUUGCCAUGGUGCAUCAACACCUGUGA
Laccaria bicolor S238N-H82 is the source of this 318-nucleotide messenger RNA. RefSeq lists its product as uncharacterized. The transcript is spliced from 2 exons. The record is from RefSeq and is a predicted model, not a curated record. The coding region runs from base 1 to 318 and encodes 105 amino acids. NCBI's taxonomy places the organism in Eukaryota, Fungi, Basidiomycota, Agaricomycetes, Agaricales, Hydnangiaceae.